Glarea lozoyensis ATCC 20868 is the source of this 1302-nucleotide messenger RNA. RefSeq lists its product as uncharacterized. Gene Ontology annotation, molecular function: dol-P-Man:Man(5)GlcNAc(2)-PP-Dol alpha-1,3-mannosyltransferase activity. The coding region runs from base 1 to 1302 and encodes 433 amino acids. Lineage: Eukaryota; Fungi; Ascomycota; Leotiomycetes; Helotiales; Helotiaceae. The transcript has 3 exons. The record is from RefSeq and is a predicted model, not a curated record. Gene Ontology annotation, cellular component: endoplasmic reticulum.
AUGGCGCCCGCAGAAGCAGAAAAGUCGAGAUUCGUUUUGGCGUAUAGGCAAUUGAAAGAUUUUGCAUUGGGGAAUCAUCCGUUGUCGAAAUAUGCGAGUCCGCUGCUAUUGCUCUUCGAUGCGCUGUUGACAAGUGCUAUUAUUUACAAAGUAUCCUACACAGAAAUCGACUGGAAAGCCUACAUGGAGCAGAUCCAACAGUACGUCGACGGCGAACGAGACUAUACAGUGAUCAAAGGCGGAACAGGACCAUUAGUGUAUCCAGCCGCGCAUGUGUAUAUUUAUUGGAUCUUAUACCAUGUCACGGAUAAAGGAAGGGAUAUCAUGACUGCGCAGAGGAUAUUUGGGGUGUUGUAUCUGGCGACAAUUGCGGUUGUGAUGGCUUGUUAUAGGAGGGCGAAGGCUCCUACGUAUAUACUUCCCAUGCUCGUCCUGUCGAAACGUCUGCAUAGCAUAUUUGUGCUCCGAUUAUUCAACGAUUGCUUCGCGGUGUUCUUUUUAUGGGUUGCUAUUUACGCUUUUCAACGAAAGUUAUGGACUCUAGGGAGUUUGGCAUACAGUUGGGCAUUGGGGAUAAAGAUGUCGGUUCUUCUUGCUCUGCCAGCAAUUGGGGUCGCCUUGUUCUUGAAUCGAGGUGUUCAAGCAAGUCUCAAGCAAGCUUGGCUUAUGGGACAGGUACAAAUCAUCCUCGCUUUUCCUUUCUUAACAACAAAUGCGAGCGGUUAUCUCCAGCGUGCGUUCGAAUUCUCGCGACAAUUCUUAUUCAAAUGGACUGUCAAUUGGAGGUUUGUGGGCGAAGAGACGUUCUUGAGCAGAGAAUUCUCUACCGCAUUACUCAUCGGCCAUGUGAGCGCGCUCCUGCUAUUUAUCACCACGAGAUGGUUGAAACCUGCUGAAAGAUCAAUUACGGAUAUGGUCUCCAAGGCAAUAAAAUUGGAGGAGCCGCUCGGAAACAUGCAGCAUGCUGUAUCAAUUCGUUUAUCGCCGAAAUAUAUCCUAACGACAAUCUUGACAGCCAAUGCCAUAGGCAUGCUAUUCGCCAGAUCCUUACACUACCAGUUCUAUGCAUAUGUUGUAUUGGCAACUCCUUUCCUUCUCUGGCGCAGCGGAUUACAUCCAGUCCUUCAAUAUUCUAUAUGGGCUGCCCAAGAGUGGGCCUGGAAUGUCUAUCCCAGUACUAACGCCAGCUCGAUGGUUGUGGUGGGUGUAUUGUUCAUGACCGUAGUCAGCGUAUGGGUCGGUACUCGCAAGGACUUUGUUAAUCCCAAGGGCGAAGGUGCCGUGAUGAAAUCCAGGACCUGA